Ochotona princeps (American pika) is the source of this 933-nucleotide messenger RNA. Its product is annotated as olfactory receptor 7A10-like. The transcript has a single exon. Gene Ontology annotation, cellular component: membrane. Gene Ontology annotation, biological process: G protein-coupled receptor signaling pathway. NCBI's taxonomy places the organism in Eukaryota, Metazoa, Chordata, Mammalia, Lagomorpha, Ochotonidae. Gene Ontology annotation, molecular function: olfactory receptor activity; G protein-coupled receptor activity. The record is from RefSeq and is a predicted model, not a curated record. The coding region runs from base 1 to 933 and encodes 310 amino acids.
AUGAAACUCACAAACCAAACUCAGCUUUCAGAAUUCCUUCUCCUGGGAUUCUCAGAGGACCCAGCCCUGCAGCCACUCAUCUUUGCUCUGUUCCUCUCCAUGUAUCUGGUCACUGUCAGUGGGAACCUGCUCAUCAUCCUGGCCAUCCUCUCAAACUCCCACCUCCACACACCCAUGUACUUCUUCCUUGCCAACCUGUCAUUAGCAGAUGUCGGCUUCACUACCAACACCAUUCCCAAAAUGUUGGUGAACAUCCAGACACAGAGCCAAGCCAUCAGCUAUGCAGGCUGCAUCACACAGAUGUUCUCCUUUCUGCUGUUUGGAGGCCUGGAUGACUUUCUCCUGACCGUGAUGGCGUAUGACCGGUUUGUUGCCAUCUGUCACCCCCUGCACUAUACAGUCAUCAUGAACUCCCAGCUUUGUGUUCAGAUGGUUCUGGUGUCCUGGGUCAUUGUUGUCCUGAAUGGUCUUAUUCAGAGCUUACUGAUCCUGAGGCUGAGCUUCUGCACACACCUGGAAAUCCCCCACUUCUUCUGUGAGAUAAAUCAGGUGGUCCACAGAGCCUGUUCUGACACAUUUCUUAAUGACCUCAUAAUGUAUCUUGCAACUGUGCUGCUGGGAGGUGGUCCCCUGGCUGGGAUCCUAUACUCUUACUAUAAGAUAGUCUCCUCCAUCCGUGCCAUUUCAUCAACUCAAGGGAAGUAUAAAGCCUUUUCCACCUGUGCCUCUCACCUCUUCACCAUCUCCCUAUUUUAUGGCACCUGCAUAGGAGUGUACCUCAGUGCCGGCGCUGCCCCACAUUCAGCCUCAACUGCAGCAGCCUCGGUGAUGUACACAGUGGUCACCCCCAUGCUGAACCCCUUCAUUUACAGCAUGAGGAACACAGACAUGAAGAGGGCUCUGAAAAGACUGCUGUUCCAUAAAAUACAGUGA